This is a messenger RNA of Cyphellophora attinorum, 1968 nucleotides long. RefSeq names its product Acetoacetyl-CoA synthetase. The transcript is spliced from 3 exons. Gene Ontology annotation, cellular component: cytosol. NCBI's taxonomy places the organism in Eukaryota, Fungi, Ascomycota, Eurotiomycetes, Chaetothyriales, Cyphellophoraceae. Gene Ontology annotation, molecular function: acetoacetate-CoA ligase activity. The coding region runs from base 1 to 1968 and encodes 655 amino acids. The record is from RefSeq and is a predicted model, not a curated record.
AUGGCGAAAGAAACCGGGCCUAUCUACACGCCACCGCCCGACCUUGUGACCAACCUUGACCGCUUCCGCGACUACGUCAACCGCAAACACAACCUCAAGUUCACUAAGUACGAAGAGCUCCAUCGCUUCUCCGUUACCCGUCUGAACGACUUCUGGUUGGCAGUAUGGGACUUUUGCAACAUCAAAUCCGAGAACGGGCCCGGCAAAGCCAUCGACGACAACGCUAAGAUCGACCAGUUUCCCAAGUUCUUCGUUGAUGCCAGAAUCAACUAUGCCGAGAAUGCACUACAGGGCGACGAUGAUCGGUUGGCGAUCAUUGACAUGAACGAGACCAACAUCGAGCAGCCCACGAGGUACUCUUGGAAGCAGCUGCGACAUCUCGUUGCCCAAUAUGCAGGAAUACUGCGCCGACAGGGCGUCAGCAAGGGCGAUGUUGUUGUUCUUGUCGGAGGUAACUCGGCGAGGAGCUUGAGUAUCUUGCUUGCUGCUGCGUCUAUCGGGGCUGUCUUUGCUAGCUUUGCUACUGACAUAGGCGAGAAAGCACUUGCUGACAGGGUUGGACAGCUCAAGCCGAAGCUUCUGUUUGCGGAACUGGUAUAUCGCUAUAACGGGAAGCUGAACGAUAUCACUAGUAAAAUCGAACAUGCUCUGAAUGCCAUCGACGGAGCGAAGCCACAAGUCAUCGUCCUGGAACAGGCCACAACGCAGAAUCCGAGCUGGACCCCCAUCAAUUCCGUCCUGGGUAGUGAAACAGACGCAGACCUCAUCUUCGAACGUGUUCCCUUCAACACACCACUCAUAGUAAUGUUCUCUUCCGGCACGACGGGCGUUCCGAAAGGCAUAGUCCAUUCCCAAGGUGGUCUAAUGAUCAACGGAGUCAAAGAGCAUAAGAUCCAUAACAAUUUCGGAAGUGAUGACAUCCAUUAUCACUACAGUGGUACUGGAUGGACGCUAUGGAACAUCUCUAUGGGAGCGCUUUUUUGCCGGAGUGCCAUGUUGCUCUAUGAUGGCUCGCCCUUCCACCCUAACCCAGACACGUUUCUACGCGCGGUGUUCAAGCAGGGUGUGACCGGCUAUGGUGGAUCUCCUCGUUACUUCAGUGAGCUGCAAAAACUAGGCAUCAAGCCGAAAGAGUAUGCCCUACCACCCAACGGAAAAAUGCACACCAUCCACUCAACCGGCGCACUACUCACACCAGGCACCGCGCGCUACUUAGCCGAAGCAUUCGGACCCGUAUGCCAGAUCGGCUUCUCAGGCGGCACCGAGCUCUGUGGCAAUUUCAUGACCGGAACGCGCUCCCUACCAUGCUACGCCGGCGAAAUCGCAGUCAAGGAGCUGGGCAUGGAUGUCGACGCAUUCGAUCCCUCCACGGGAAAGCCUGUGGAGGACGGUACAGCAGGUGAGCUUGUUUGCAAGAAGCCAUUCCCCAACAUGCCUGUUUGCUUCUGGAAUGACCCGGAGUUCAACAGGUAUCAUAAGUCGUACUUCCAGGGGUUUCCAGGGGUCUGGACUCACGGCGAUCUGAUAAGAGUCAAUCCGGAGACUAAGGGCAUAUAUGUACUGGGAAGGAGCGAUGGAGUGCUCAACCCUUCUGGGCAACGUCAGACGGCUAAGUACUCGGAUGCUGCUGAGCGCGUAAUCCUGUUCCUGAAAGUUGCCGACGGCCAUAGCUCUGGGACGCUCCUCCCCCGGUCUGAGCUGCGAGAAAAGAUCAAGGCUGCAAUCAUCAAAGAUCUCAGCAGGCGGCAUGUACCACAUUUCAUGUUUGAGGUUUCUCAGAUUCCCCAUAAUGCCAAUGGCAAGAAACAAGAGAUCCAGGUCAAGCAAAUAUGUAACCGCGGACAAACGGCACUAGACGGCAUGACUUUGCCCGAUGCUGAGAGGGAUAUGUUGAAGGAGUUUGUCAAGUUUCACGAUGUCGAGAAGGUCGUAACAGAGGACAGCGGACGUCUGAGUGCCAAGUUGUGA